AUGCUUUUAAUACACUUGUGUUAUGCCAUACAUAUUAUCGAGGAUCAGUCAUUUCGGUGUAAAUCUAACAAACAAGUAGUCAAUUAUAUGCACCGAAAUAAUACUCAUACAAGAAGACUAUUUUGGCGCUCGACUACUACUACUCAAGAGGAAUGGUAUCUCUUAUUGUAUUCAUUGCAACAAAUUAAAGACACCAUAAACGACAUGUUAGGUGUUUUACCAUUUCUAUGGUUUUCUGAACUAUUUUCGUCGACAUGUCUUCGGCUGACACUAAUUGUUGUUAAUCGCGAAAUCAACGAAUCGUUAGUCAAAACUGUGGAAAUUUUGUGGGAAUAUUUGCAACUAUUGAUCGCUGAUUUGAUUUACUUGUUUUCGGUUAACUAUUUUCAAUCAAAACGUCCGAAAGCUGUCGAACUGAUGUACCGAUUGUUGUCCACUAGUGGUCAACAACAACAACAACAUUAUGGAACCGGUAGACCAGUCCAGUCAAUGGAUAUCCUAUUGUUGAUCAAUCAGAUCCAUUGUUACACAAACUCAAGAUUAUCGUUGAUAUGGGAAAUACCGCAAACAAUAUUUCGGUUAAGGCGUCAAUUUCACGGCACCCGUAGACUGGACGGCAAGGUUGUAGUUAUUACCGGUGCCAAUGCCGGUGUAGGCAAAGAGACAGCCUAUCAAUUGUCGCUGAGAGGAUCUAAAAAGAUAAUAAUUGGUGCGCGAAAUAUACAAAAAUCAUUGAAUGCCAUCAAAGAGAUAAAAUCAAAGAACCCGACGGCAAACAUAACGGCAUUGAAAUUGGAUUUGUCUUCACUUAAGUCUGUCCGCGAGUUUGCCCGACAAGUGGCCGAACAGGAAACCACUGUUGAUGUCCUCAUCAAUAACGCCGGUGUCGCCAAUCCAUGUCCUGAACUACAAUCACAGGAAGGCUUUGAACUACAGUUUGCGUCCAAUUAUUUAGGCCACUUUCUACUUACACUACACUUAUUACCGCUGAUGCGUAAGUCAGAGGACUCACGCAUUAUAAAUGUCAUAACACAGGGCUAUCUACUGUCGGGUGAUAUCUAUUUUGAUAAUAUUAAUUUGAGAAACGGUUCGUACGGCCAGAUAAAAGCGCACAUUCAAAGCAAAUUAGCACUUGUAUUGUUUACUAGAGAAAUGGCCAAACGGUUAGGUAGUGGCCAAAUGGAAAACAAUGUUAAAACCUAUUGUAUUAAUCCGGGUAUAGUUAAUUCCCGGGGAUCGCCAAACGCACUGGUAGCUAUGUUGAAAAAAUUAUUUAUGCAAAAUAUAUCAAUGGGACCCCAGCCCUACCUGUACUGUGCACUGUCGGAACAAUGCGAUAAUGAGUCGGGAUAUUUUUAUGAUAUGGCCAAAUUUGCCCUAAUAUGGGAAGUACCGCAAACUGUGUUCCGAUUAAACCGACGCCGAUUUCAGGGCACCCGUAGACUUGAUAAUAAGGUAGUAGUGAUAACUGGCGGAAGUUCGGGUAUCGGUAAAGAGACAACCUAUCAGAUGUCACUGAGAGGAUCAAAGAAGAUUAUAAUCGGUGCCAGAAAUAUGGAAAAAGCUGAAGAAGCCAUCAAAGAGAUUAACGAAAGAAACCCGAAGGCAAACAUAACGGCAUUGAAAUUGGAUUUAUCUUCACUCAAGUCUGUCCGCGAGUUUGCCCGACAAGUGGCCGAACAGGAAACUACUGUCGAUGUCCUCAUCAAUAACGCCGGUGUUCCCCUUCCGUGUCCUGAACUACGAUCAGCCGACAACUUUGAACUACAGUUUGCAUCAAAUUAUUUGGGUCACUAUCUACUGACUAUACAUUUAUUGCCAUUAAUGAAACGGUCGACCAGUGCUCGGAUAAUAAAUGUAGUGAGCAAUGGCUAUGCUAUCGGACAGAUAUUUAUGGAUAAUAUAAACCUGUCUAACGGUGCCUACGGUUCCUUUAAGUCGCACUGUCAGAGCAAACUGGCUCUCGUUCUGUUCACCCGUGAACUGUCCCGUCGGUUAGGCGGAACCGAAAGUACUAUUAAAACCUAUUGUCUAAAUCCGGGCGGUGUUAACGCCCGGAGCUCCGGAAAUAUGUUCAUUGAUUUUUUCAAACGUUUGCUUAUGUUGAACAUUGAAAUGGGUCCCCAAACCUAUCUCUACUGUGCCUUAGAUGAACAGUUGGACAACGAGUCGGGACUUUAUUACGAUAACUGUAAUCGUGUCGAUCGUAUGACAACUCAGUCCACUGACGAUAAGCUGGCGCUUGACUUAUGGAAACUGACCGCAGAUUUAGUUCAACUCGAAGACAGUCUUAAACUUUAA
This is a messenger RNA of Oppia nitens, 2301 nucleotides long. RefSeq lists its product as uncharacterized. NCBI's taxonomy places the organism in Eukaryota, Metazoa, Arthropoda, Arachnida, Sarcoptiformes, Oppiidae. The record is from RefSeq and is a predicted model, not a curated record. The transcript is spliced from 7 exons. Bases 1 to 2301 code for a protein of 766 amino acids.